CCGCGUGACGGCAGGACGUGUUUCUCGCUAGAUUGGCGCGCUUUCGCACUUUUCCGCUUUUAUUUCGCUUUUCGCCUCCCAAUGCUCACUCUCUUCACCGCCCAAUGCGUUAUUUCGAAUCGUUUAAAGGCUUCUAGUGCUUCCUAAUAGAUUACCUUUGCCGGCGUAGCGUUAAGCCUUGAGUUGUGACCAGCUGUUCUUCUACGGAGACCUGGAUCCAGUGAGAACCUGAAAACAGUAUUGGGCCGUGGAAGCCGGUUUUGCCAGUGACAACUUGUUCCGUGGAAUGUAAACAAAGCUGUUUGUGGGAUUCGCGAAGAAAUUCCCUCCAGCCCAGCUCAGAGUGCAAUUGUGUCGUCCUAGUGGACCGCAACAGCAGUGAAGUGACUCCGCCUAGCGGAAAUAAAUUACCUCGUAUGGAGAGGGAAUAGCCCAACUAGUUGAACCUAGCCAAGCCAAGUGUCCGCGUUUAUGUGUACUAUGGAUUCUGAUUACUGUUAUUAUCGUUUCAAUUAGAUCAAUUUGCGCGCCGACUUCUGUUGUAUUGUUGGAUCUUGUUGUUGUGUUGAGCUGCAGUGUGUGUUUGCCCUCGUCGUAUAUCUCCCUCAUAGGUCUCGGAGACCCAGCCAGUAAGCCAGUGUUGUGAUGCAUAAUUGGAAAAUUGGUGUUUAUGGUACAAGUAUGUUUACCUAAAAACCAGCAAUAGCGAACAAAUCUAUCCGCAUGGCGAGUCGAUCGACCGGCGGCAGCAGCGUUGUGUGAGAAAAUCUCUGAACAAUUCAGUAUUUGGAGGUUGUACCAGCCGACCCUUUGCGGUCUGUGUUUACGUAGCUGGCCAAGGUGAAACUUCGCAGCAAUCUAGUUGAAGUUCAAUAUAGUAAUAACAAUAAUCUACUACAAGCCGGCCAGCAGCGGUGCUGCGUGCAGACCGAUUAAUGUGCAGUGAUUAAGAACCGUUUUGCUCUCAAGUUCUCAAAUCCGUCGAUUAGUGCCGCGCCCGGACAAACUAAGCCGGGAAAAGCUCGCAUUGCGCAUUCAUGCUGAACAAGCGCAGUUGGGCGGCGUGGCGCGGCGGCGAACGAAUCAUGUGUUAACGAGCCGAUAAAGCUAUUCUACUUUGUUGUUGAGGUGUUUUGACGAGCGCGCGUGCGUGAUAUCGGAAGCGCCACCGCAGGCCGUCGGCAGACUGUUGACGCGCGAGAGAGAAGCAAGCAUUGCCAUUGUGGUGUUAAAAUGCCGCCGCGAGCUGUUUGGCGCCUCGAAUGAUAUGCUCAAUGACAGAAGAGAGAACGCGACGCGGAAUUGUUGAAAGGAUAUUUAUCUGGAAAUGCAGAUACUAAUACAAAACCGGAAUAAAUCAUCAUGCUCAGCGUAACACACGGAGCUCAAUCAUAUGUUUAUUCAGGUCGUCAAUCCAUAAUAUCUUCCCAGCAUUGCCAUAAAGUGAACUGCACACUCUGUCAAAACUCUUCCAACAGACUGCUCAUCGCUAUUUGAGAAAUGUGAUUACUUGAAAUUUAACAGAAGCUCAUAGUGAACAACACUCACCCUGAAUAGCGCAAGAAAAGCAAAGAAUCGACAAACAAAUAGCAAAAAAGGCUUAACUCCACCAAGCCGUCGGGCAUCAUCGAGUCUCAAGUGAAGUGAACCCGUGAACCAACAAACCUUUUCGUCAGACACGGACACGGAGGACAGAUACAGUCACACUCUCCAACCGUGUAGCGAGAGCACUUAAUUAUGUAAAUAAAUUUAUAAUUAUCCAUUAAGGCCAGUAUUAAAGUUUAGUUAGUGUUGUGCAGCAGCAGCAGCAUAUCCACAAAACAGCCAGUUGUAGAGUUUUUAUCCCUGUCACCGUCCAAGUGUCGAGAGCGUGUCAACUUACAACUUGCUCUAUGUUUAAAUAUUGUUUUACCACUAAAAAUCUGCAGAAGAAAACAGCGAACGCGAAUUGAGCAUGCAAAGCAACAAGUACCAAGCUUUUGAGAGAGGCCCGACCAGUUAGGCUCCCCACCCAGUCCGUCAGUGGAAAUGUGCGAAAACAGCGAACCAUAAAUAAUUAAUGAAACGUUAAUGAGAGCUAUUGGGCCAUAAAAGGUAGCCGCGUGUGUGAAAGCAAAAGUGACACUUCCGUUUGACGACUAGCGCCCGGCCUUCCGCAAACUUGGGCACUACAUUAGCGGUUGCUCGGUUCUAGGUUGCUGUCAGUCCAGUCACGAUUGUCACGUGCCGUACUGCUGCUGCCUGAUUAGCACCCCGCUGGAAUAGCAGAAUAUUUAAAUGCUAAUAAUUAAUGUAGCCGACCAGGCGAAGAAAAGAAAACAAGGAGUUGCCGGGUAGAACUAGCUCCCCUGUACUAAUUAAGUGGCUAGACCCAAGCGUCGAACGGCUUCCUCCACUACAUAUCCACCGUCCUAGAGACACUUAUUGAAAAGGGGUCACAAAGCUUGCUAACUCCGGCCAAUCCGCGUGCCGCUGGGGGCCUAGAAUAGAAUUUCCAAGUGCAAGUGCAAGUGCAAGAGAACGGAAGAGUUGUCAAGUUGAAAGGUGCCCGAGCUGCACAGAAAACUAGGGCUUGGCCUUCUGGAUUAUGCUGUCAGCAAGCUACUCGGUCAACUCGGCUGGGGCGCAGGCGGGCGGUUCGUGUGAUAGUUGUUAAGGUUGCGACGGCCGCGCAGCUAGUUAGUACCGGUGCCAAACGCUAACGCGCGACCAGAUUUGCAGUGAUUGUGUUUUAACGUUCUGUUUUUUUCCCCGCCGUUCGUCCGACCACCUCAAGAACCUCGACUUGCUGAUAAGUGACUGCUGCCGUGCUGGUGAUAUUAUUACCCGGUAACUGUUAGUGGGGUGUGUGCCGAGAGUGUAUGCCUGAGCCGUGAACAUUUAGUGUUUGGUGAUUUGUGGUCGCUGUGCCAGUUAGAUAGUUAGUGGUCAACCUGAGAUCGGACCCCAGUCAACCGCCAAGCCAAGACGACGACGACGACGACAACGGCAAACGACUGCUCUACUGUUUACAAAGGAGAAGGAUUAUCAUUUUGAUACGGUGUACUGGAAUUUUAAUGGUUUACAUGAAUGGACUCGGAAAUGACCCUCUGUCUGCGAAGGAGGCAGAGGGCCCGCCAGUCCAGCUGGAACCGGUUGAUCUCAGCGUUCGUUCACCACCAAAAGAUAGCACCGCAAAAUCAGACUGCAGUUUGCGCGUUCGCAGUAACAGUAUACUCAAAAGGCCACCGCCACCGCUCAUCUCCGCACCACACCUGUUAGCGUUAAGGCACAAAACGAAAGACUUAUUGCUCUCAAUCACCAACAACAAUGCCAGUAAACCCCCUCACUCGCCAUUCACCGCCAGUCAACUGUUCUCGUCGCUCUGCGGCAGCACCAUCAUCAACAACAAUAACAACGACGACGAGGACGUCGCCUUAGCCAAUAACAAUAAUAACACAAUUAGUAUUAACAAAAAUAACAACUACCUUAGCGAUGAGUCGAAAACAAGUACCUUCCGUGAAACGUAUCCUAUGUAUAACUAUUGUGUUCAGCAGAGUCCUACGCAACUGUUUCCACCCUUCGGGCCCGGAGCCUUCAGCCAUCACCCGCAUCAUACCCACCCACAUCAUCCGCAUGCGGAUAUCGCGCGCCAUUCGCCACCACUUUCCUUCCUGGAUCUCCAACAGCACCACCAUCACAGCCACCCGCAGCAGGUCGGAUUACCGCAAUCGUCCCCGUUGCAACCCGUGCCAGUACUAAGUUCCAAGCUGAUACCGCCACACCCGUUGGCGGCAUCGAUAGCUAGUCUCGCAUCCAGCCUGCCCAAAAACCACCCGCUGAGUGAGUCGGCCACGGCGGCCGCCGCAUUUCACCGCCUGUUGCAACCGUCCCAGUCGGCGACGGGAAUGGUCGCUAGUACGGCGGCAGCUGCCGCUGCGGUGGCCGCCAGUCGAGCCCUUCUGGAAGCGCAGUCUCACAGUUCCAGUCCUGAUCGGAUCAAGUCGGAGCGGAUCGAUUUCUCCCUGUCUCCUCGGCCACCACCUGACUUGGGUGGGAACGGUGGGGAGCCGGGCAAAAGUGGGACGACCAAAAACCGAAAGAUCCACCGAUGUGAUGCAACGGGGUGCGAUAAGGUGUACACUAAAAGUUCCCACCUGAAAGCGCAUAAGCGCACGCAUACAGGUGAAAAGCCAUACAUCUGCACCUGGGAAGGCUGCGUGUGGCGCUUCGCUCGGUCCGACGAGCUGACGCGACACUACCGAAAGCACACCGGACUCAAGCCGUUCCGCUGCAAGCUGUGCACACGUUCCUUUAGCCGUUCGGAUCAUCUGUCGCUCCACAUGAAGCGACAUUGAGUUUGGUAGGGGUGCUGAACCGUUGAACCGAUGUGGUCCAAGACAGAGGUGUCGGACAACACACCAUAAGGAGAAGAUCAAUUUUGGACAACCAUCGUAACUAAUUCCGUCCAAACGCACUUCAAACGAAAAACUUUCAAACAAAUUUCAGUACAUACAUGGUUAGUUUCUUCCGAGCAGCACACAUGAUUCAAAUAGAUUGUUGUACGCUAAGUCUGCCCUACCCAAAUUUGCGUACAAUCCGACUCAUUUUCGUUAAAAAUGGAACAACCAGUAAAUUCAGUAAUAACUAAAAACAAUUACAAAUGAGCUUUGUCAGGAUUCUGUACCAUAAUUUUGUAUAGUACAACUAGUGGAAAACAGUAUUGAAUAAUAUUGUUUACUCAAUGAUUGAUUUGGUUGAUUUAUUUUUUAUAUUUUCGUUAUAAAUAUAUAAAAUUUCAUAAAACGUAUUCUACACAAUUUUGGGUAGGUCAAGCUUAGCGUGUUUAACUUAUGAUCAGAUUUAAUCGCAACAACCAAAUUUGCUUUAAUUACGUGCUACUUGAGUUAUAGAUUUUUAAAGGUGUACAGAAUAUCAAAUCAUUUGGUUGAAAUGCGUAAAUAGAGCGUAAUGCUCAAGUCCUUCUUCUCCAUUAUGGUUUUCACAUUGGUAAUCGUAUUGUAACUUGGAACUAUUCACCAAAAAUAAACCCCCAAUCCGAUUGUCAUCAAAUUUUUAGGAAAUGACAAACAAUACAAUCUUGGGUAACGUAUAAUUAUUUAAAAAUAUUUUCUAUAAACAUUCAAAUUCCCCAACUUUCUUCUAAAAUGCACUCAUAAAGAUUUAUACAAGACCUGAGCCGAUGUUUUUCUGCUCUCUACCUUUCUCGUCAAAUUUUUAGCUCGUUCUAAUGUCUCAGUCGAUUUUCCAACUUUCCCAACGAACCCAUUUUUUUAUUCUUUUAACUAUUUUUAAAAUCCAAAACAAAAAAGUAAAAAAGUGCUGCUGUGGCCUGAACAAUGUUCCUAUUAUUGACCCAGAUUUUGGGUGGAUAUCAAUCCAAAAUUAGAUUGCAUCACUUCUUAGAUUUUAUUUAAAUUUUAAUUUGAACAAAGUUUUCAAAAUAUGGGCUCUAUAAGAAAGUUAAUUUUCAAUAGGUCAAAUAAUCGAUAUUAACGGAAAAAAAUCAAUUCAUUAUUAUAAUAUAAGGCCGUUUCAAAUAUUUAAUUAACAUUUUGUCCUACUUGUCUCCGAAAGGUCAAGGGGGGGGGGGAAUAAUAAAAAUUAAAUAUUAAAAUGAAAAAAAUCAAAAAACUCAUCGGUUUUCGGUAAAGAAUGUUUUGAAAAUCCUCAAAGUUAUCCGAAUUUUAUUUUGUUGCCCCCUAAAAUAUUAUUUUUUGGCAAAAAAAAUCCAAGGAGAGAGAGACAAAAUAGUUUUUAAAUAUUUGUAUCGGCCUAAUUAUGUUCCGAGGAAACAACUUUUGAAUGCUUACAAAGUUCGAGAUUCAUCCUAGCCCACUAUAUUUCAAACGACCGCAACACCGGUGUGCUUGGGAAAAAUUGGCACGAAAUUGAAUUCAUCUUUGUCGAAGGCAGAAUAAUGUCGGUUCUGGUCUUGCACAAAACUUAAUUAAAGUGAAUUUAAGAGGAAUAUUCGAGCAUUCAAAUGCAUUAAAAAAAAGAGUGAAAUACUUCGUAGGUAAACCAAGCUAAUAUAUUAUAUUAAGAGACUUAUUUUUGGCGAGUAGUUCUAAGCAAUGCCAUUUGACUGAGGACACAUUUUCAUAUUCAUUUGGCCAAAAUAAAGUUGUUUGCCUAUAUUUAGUUUAAUAUGAAGAAUGUGUACAAGCUCCGUUUAAGUCACUCACCAAUGUUGUCUAACAUUAUAUUGCUCCAACAUCAAUAUCUAAUAGAAAUAAUUCAGACCAUCAUCAGAUUGUCCCUCACAAAAUCCAUAUUUAAAAGUACUCGCGUUUUCAAGGGCACACCACUCAA
Armigeres subalbatus is the source of this 6315-nucleotide messenger RNA. RefSeq names its product Kruppel-like factor 3. Gene Ontology annotation, biological process: regulation of transcription by RNA polymerase II. Gene Ontology annotation, molecular function: RNA polymerase II cis-regulatory region sequence-specific DNA binding; DNA-binding transcription factor activity, RNA polymerase II-specific. Bases 3057 to 4337 code for a protein of 426 amino acids. The record is from RefSeq and is a predicted model, not a curated record. The transcript has 7 exons. Lineage: Eukaryota; Metazoa; Arthropoda; Insecta; Diptera; Culicidae.